AUGACCAUCACCUCAACAAACGUUCUGGUCUCUUCUCGUUUCUCUUUUCCCUUUUUGAUUUCCUUCUCGGUCCUUGUAUUCACCGUGACUGUCCGUUUGCGUCUACUUUACCGUUUCUCAUCUCUUUCCUUGUUUAAUCUCAAUGCUUUGGUUCAAAGACUGGGUGGCAGGCAUACAGGUGAAUUUGGCACUAUUGUAUUAUUUACAUACGUACAUAUAGCGUGCAUCGAAUUCAAUACGAACUUCACUUGCAUGGAUUUUCUCGACAUACUAGUAGUUGGCAUCUUCUCAUUCGGAAUCAGGAAACGAGAAGGCGUUACGUCCCAUGUGGAAGAACAACGGCCCAACCCUAAAAUGUAUUGA
This is a messenger RNA of Aspergillus luchuensis, 363 nucleotides long. RefSeq lists its product as uncharacterized. The transcript has a single exon. The record is from RefSeq and is a predicted model, not a curated record. NCBI's taxonomy places the organism in Eukaryota, Fungi, Ascomycota, Eurotiomycetes, Eurotiales, Aspergillaceae. The coding region runs from base 1 to 363 and encodes 120 amino acids.